Penicillium subrubescens is the source of this 2928-nucleotide messenger RNA. Its product is annotated as aromatic acid exporter family protein. The transcript has 7 exons. NCBI's taxonomy places the organism in Eukaryota, Fungi, Ascomycota, Eurotiomycetes, Eurotiales, Aspergillaceae. The coding region runs from base 1 to 2928 and encodes 975 amino acids. The record is from RefSeq and is a predicted model, not a curated record.
AUGGAGUCCCCCGAAUCGGCAUCUGUUUGGAAGAAAAUCCAAACGAAGCUGGGACUGAAUAUCCCCAUCGUGCUGUUGAUGUUCAAAUAUCAGAGCGAGGCUGUGGCACGACAAUUUUCUACCAUUGGCUAUCUCAUUCCCAUAAUGUCGAUUCUUACGAUUCCAGUCGCUCCACGAGCCCGAUUCUUCCAAAAUCUUAUAGUGGCCACGCUUUCGGUUGGUUUCGCAGUCGCAGUCUCUUUCUUAUCAAUGUGGUGUGCCGUUCAGGCUCGCGCAAACACCACCCACGUACCCCAGGGAGCCAACAAUGCUGGUCCGGUUGCUGGUUCUCCUGUAAGCCCGUAUAACGCUGCUGCGAGUGCUAACAUGGCAAUCUGGUUGUCAUUCGAAGUGUGGCUGGCAAAUACAUUCCGUGCUUUUCGACCGCAAUACUUCCUUCCCUCGAUAAUAUUUUCCAUUUUUAUCCAGGUGACGGCAACCUAUGGAACUCGGUUCGAAACGAUGGAUGAGGCUGGAUCAUUAAUCAAACAUUUGGUGGGUUCAUUUUUUGCGGGAUUCGGACUAUCGGCAGCAGUCAAUGUGUUGAUUAUUCCACUCACAUCUCGAAAGCUUGUCAUUAUGGAGAUGGUGGCGAAUUUCGAUGCGAUCCGAAGAACACUGGAUGCCCAACGUGAAUUUGCGCAAUCCUUAUCCUUGCGUGACUGGCGUUUUCCCAAUGAUAACCCAGAUGUCCCCCAGCAGGAGCAUACACCUUCCUGGCCAGAAGCAAACAGCCUGAAAAGUGCAACCAUGGAAGCUGCCAGAACCCUUGGAAGGGUAGCAUCGGAAUUGCGCUACGCCCAACGCGAGGUCGGUUGGGAUUACCUAGGGCCCAAAGAACUAUCAAACAUCACUCGCAUAUUGAAGAAGGUAUUGGCCUCAAUGCUGUGGAUGGAGUCACUUGUCCAAGUCUCCAGACGUAUCCCUCGUUUAGCGAGCGAGAUGGAGGGUAUCUAUCGUGAAGAGGAACAGCAGAAGUGGUGUUGGGCAUUGGAGCAAAGGCGCCGCCCCACUGAACAACUUAUCCAAGCAAUGAAGGAAGGUCUCGAGCACUCCAUGCACAUUCUUCGCCUCGGCAGAGCGCGAGCGGUACCUCAAUCGGACAUUGAAGCUAAUAGAGUUCAUGCGAGCUCACACUUGGAAGAGAUGAUUGAACGCUUCCUUCAAGGAAGGCAGGAUCCAUUAAAGACCUGGCUCUCAUGCACAGACAUUAAUCAAUCUUCUGAAGUACCUACGGUGGUAGGUUCUCGGCAACCUGAACGGCAUCGAUUUCAGCUCUACUUCCUCCUUGAUAUGGAAUCUUCGCUCAUUUCGACUGCGAGAAGAAUACUAGACCUGGUCAAAUACGCGGAUUCUAAGGUGGAUGAUUGUACUAUGAAUAAAAAGCGACUAGUGCUCCCAACAUGGAAGCAGAUGAAAAAAUGGUUCUGGACCUCAUUGUCUAGGGAGGACCAAGAAUUGGAUUAUUAUCAGUACAGCAGAAGAUCCGGAACUGUCAAGAUAUACCUGGGCGAUGUCUUACAGACUAGUACAGAUCCAGAGCAUCUUCUACCCCAAAGCACGUGGGAGAGGAUUGGUGAUAACUUCCGGAGGGGUUUUAACUUCUUUGGUUCGCCUGAGUCUGUGUUUGGCUUUCGAGUAGCCGUGGCUACCAUGGCUGUUUCACUCGUUGCAUUUCUCAGAAACUCGCAGCACUUCUACAUCGAGCAACGUCUCAUCUGGGGUUCGAUAAUGAUUGCAAUUAGCAUGGCACCGACCGUUGGGUCGGCUAUGUAUGGUCAAUCAAUGCGGGUCCUUGGGACAUUUAUUGGAAUGGUUAUGUCGUAUAUUAACUGGUACAUCGUCGACCAACAGCAAGCAGGUGUCCUUGUCUUCGUUGGGAUCACAAUGUUCUUGUCCCACUACCCGUUAAUUAGGUUUCCCACUCAUUCUGUGCCGCCUAUUGUCGAAAUGGUCACAGUCAUGUUAAUUGUGGGCUAUGCUCUUCAGGUGAAGAAAGUGGGGGUCAUCUUCUCCGAGUCCAACGGGCAAGCAUAUCACGAUCUAUACAUUCUGUCGCCUUAUCGACUCGCUACUGUUGUCGGUGGGAUCGGGGUUGCUUUUCUUUUCACAUAUUUUCCCUCUGCAGCCACAGUCAAAAACUGCUUCCGACGAGAUCUUGCUUCAUUGCUGUAUCUUCUCGCACAUUACUACCGGUCUGUGUACACGACGAACUCUUUGUUAGUCAACGGUUUGGCUGGAGAUCAUAGCGACAAUAAGAGCCUCGGGAGAGUCCUUGAAGAAGCUCGCACUCGUGUGCUUGCCAAGGAAAUUGUUCUCUUACAGGCAAUGGAACAGCACAGCUGGUUUGUCCACUGGGAACCUACUAUUGGAGGGAAAUUCCCCAGGGAUGCCUAUAAUAAAUUGGCUGAGCAUGCGCGAAACGUACUUCAGUUUUCGGCAACAUUAAUCGAAAUCGCGGACUCAUUCCAUCUCGCUGGACAAAUGUCCUCACAGCCGUGGGUAGAAGACAUCAGACGGCUAGUAACUUCCUUGGACUUGAAGUCUCAUGAAGUGACAUCUCUUCUCAUGACACUAUCGGGUGCCAUCAAAACCGGGAACCCAUUGCCUCUUUAUUUUAAGGCGCCCAAAAUUCGUCUGCCUACCGAGCUGCUUGCUGCUGCUGCUCCCGAUGCGAGCAUUCUCAGCGCAGAAAAUUCCAGCGAACCGGCGUUUUCAGCCAUUGCUUCGAUGGAUAUUACCAUGAUGGCCCUGCAAGACGAUCUAUCUCAACUAUUGUCGGGGACGAAACAUCUUGUGGGAGAGUUAAAUUUGUUGACAGACAUUGUUCCCAGCAAAGAAUUGCCUGCUGAUGUGGAUUCCAUACUGGCAAGGGAGAAAAGAGAUUGA